This is a messenger RNA of Nilaparvata lugens (brown planthopper), 1117 nucleotides long. It is a transcript of the gene RpL8, whose product is annotated as 60S ribosomal protein L8. Gene Ontology annotation, molecular function: RNA binding; structural constituent of ribosome. The transcript is spliced from 5 exons. The record is from RefSeq and is a predicted model, not a curated record. Gene Ontology annotation, cellular component: cytosolic large ribosomal subunit; ribosome. NCBI's taxonomy places the organism in Eukaryota, Metazoa, Arthropoda, Insecta, Hemiptera, Delphacidae. Bases 281 to 1102 code for a protein of 273 amino acids. Gene Ontology annotation, biological process: cytoplasmic translation.
CGGUCGCGAUAGAAGGUACGAUGUUACAUUAUUUUAUCUUCAAACAUCUUUUAAUCUAUUAAUUAUAUUUUAUAAUUUACUAUUCAAUUUAUAUUCUUAGAUGCAGAAUUCAAUUUUAAUUUACAUCCCAACAUAUAUUCAUAUUAUUUUGACAUAACAUUCUUUUGACAAUUUCACGUUGUCUUCAAGCUGUACAAUACAGGCUAGAUUCUGUAUUUCAAUUUCAUACAAAAAAGAAUUAUCAAAUUUUGUUGAAGUGUAUUAUUAAAAGUGAUCAAAAAUGGGUAGGGUUAUUCGUGCUCAACGUAAGGGAGCGGGAAGUGUUUUCCGUUCACACACGAAACAUCGUAAGGGAGCCCCCAAAUUGAGACCACUUGACUAUGCCGAAAGACAUGGUUACCUGAAGGGUGUUGUGAAGAACAUUAUCCACGAUCCCGGUCGUGGUGCUCCUCUGGCUGUCGUCCACUUCAGAGAUCCGUACAGGUUCAAGACAAGGAAAGAACUGUUCAUCGCCCCAGAAGGCAUGUACAGUGGACAGUUCAUCUACUGUGGAAAGAAAGCCACCCUGCAGAUCGGCAACGUCCUCCCCAUUGGCACAAUGCCCGAGGGAACGAUCAUCUGCAACCUGGAGGAGAAGACGGGUGACCGGGGCAAGCUGGCUCGUGCCUCAGGCAACUACGCCACUGUCAUCGCCCACAACCCCGACACCAAGCGAACCCGAGUCAAGCUGCCAUCUGGCGCCAAGAAGGUCAUUCCCUCCAACAACAGGGCUAUGGUUGGAAUUGUGGCGGGCGGCGGUCGUAUUGACAAGCCUGUGCUGAAGGCGGGUCGCGCGUUCUACAAGUACAAGGCGAAGAGGAACUGCUGGCCGAAGGUGAGAGGAGUGGCCAUGAACCCCGUUGAGCAUCCCCACGGAGGAGGUAACCAUCAGCACAUCGGUAAGGCCUCCACUGUCAAGCGGGGCACCAGCGCCGGAAGAAAGGCAAGUCAACCCUCCACUACUCUAUUCAUAUAUUUCUUGGGCUAUACUUACACUAGCGCGACUCAUCGCGAAGCUACUCGAGACUCUGUGCCGGUUUCACAAAAGCCGGUUAAAUUUUAAACGUGAUUAAUUUUA